Parnassius mnemosyne (clouded apollo) is the source of this 3904-nucleotide messenger RNA. The record is from the annotation of a GenBank genome assembly. NCBI's taxonomy places the organism in Eukaryota, Metazoa, Arthropoda, Insecta, Lepidoptera, Papilionidae.
AUAGAUAAAUAUAUAUGUAGCAAGCUACAUAAAACUAAGAAAGAAGAAGAAGAACUAUAUAGUUUGAGUUUGUGCACAAGAACAAGAAGUGCGCUACAGAGUACCUUUAAAGUGCGCUUUGGAAGUGCGCAAAGAGUAUAAUAAGUAUAUACAGGAAAAAUGUUCCUACUGCACUCUUACAACAUUUUCUCAUUACAACAAAGAAAAGGACAGUAAUUACACCAUAAGGGGUAUGUUAGCAGUGGCUGUUGGUGUAAUAGGUUAUGCAAGUUUUAAGGAGAAAUUAUCUGCUGCAAAGAUUGUAAAUGAUAGUUUAAAAGGUAUAAGAGAAAAAUAUAACUUUAUAGCGGAUGUCGUAGCUGUUUCAGCUCCAUCUGUAGUGUAUAUAGAGAUCAAAGAUGGUAGAAGAUUUGAUUUGUUUACUGGAAAGCCGAUUACGCUAUCCAAUGGCUCGGGAUUCAUUGUGAAGGAAGAUGGUUUAAUCUUGACAAACGCUCAUGUGGUUGUUAACAAACCGAACGCUAUUGUCGAAGUUAAAUUGAUGGAUGGCUCCAUACACAAAGCUAUAGUUGAGGAUUGUGAUUUAAAAUCAGAUUUGGCAACAUUGCGGAUACCAGUAAAGAACCUACCCACUAUGAAGCUCGGAUCAUCAGCUGAUAUUAGGCCAGGAGAGUGGGUUGUAGCAAUGGGCAGUCCGCUUGCGCUAAGUAACACUGUCACAGUUGGAGUAGUGAGCUCUGCUCAGAGAGCCAGCAAGGAGAUCGGUUUAUGGGGUAAAGACAUGGUAUACAUACAGACAGACGCACCAAUAACCUUUGGCAAUAGUGGGGGUCCACUAGUCAACUUGGAUGGUGAAGCUAUCGGGGUGAAUAGUAUGACCCUGACGUCCGACAUAAGUAUGAAAGCGACGUCCCACAUAUCUUUCGCUAUACCCAUCGACUAUGUCAAGGAUUUCUUGGCUAAGAGUAAAGCGAAAUUACCGCAGGUUUCCAAGCGGUACCUCGGUAUAACGAUGAUGUCUCUCACACCCAACAUACUGAUGGAGCUGAGGAUGAGGAAUCCAGAGAUGCCGACUGACAUCAAGCACGGCAUUCUUGUCUGGAAAGUUAUAAUUGGCUCGCCGGCAUACAAUGGCGGUCUGCAGCCCGGUGACAUAGUGACUACAAUUAAUGGAAAGCCGGUGUAUAGCGCUAGCGACAUCUAUACACUUCUAGAGAGUUCCACCGGUCCCUUGGAAAUGUUAGUAGUGCGUGGACGUCAACGGAUUACUCUAACGAUAACACCCGAAGUAUAAUAAAUGUGUUUAUUAAAUACUUUCUGACUUGGCAGACGUUGUUCUAGCCUUUCCGGUAGGUGGCACUAAGAGUUUCUCUCUGAACAUUGUGUAAAUAUAAAAUAAUUAAUUAUUCGACCAAUUAUGGGUCAGACUAAUUCCAGCCGCUCAAUUUCACCAUCACACAUUGCGACAAAACUCGCGAUACCAUCCAUAUCACUUGGAUGAUUUUAAGUCCACCACUGUGCGAUUUAGAAGAAGUUACAACGUCCUUGUGGAAUCGAUUACCAUCAGCGAUUUUUCCGGACCGAUACGAUUUAGGGACCUUCAAGAACAGAGCCUACAUUUUUUUAAAAGGCCGGCAAUGCUUACCUGUAAUCCCCCUGGUGUGGCAGUUGUUAUUGGGCGGCGGUCACUAUCAGGUGAGCUGCAUUCUCGUUUGCCGCCCUAUACAAAAAAGUGCCGUCUAUCCGGUCCAAAUUGUGUGAUUGUUUUUGGCACUAAUAAUUAUACUAAUAAUUAAUUAAUACUAUGUUUUGAUCUAUAAAUACAGUUUGUUAAGAACUUGAUCCUAGCAUAACUAUGAACUAUGGUCUUCACAAAACAAAUAUAUUGUGCGAAUAUGACUUCAAUAUAUAUAUUUGUUCUUUUUAAUGGAAGCCAUGAUAUGUAAUUUUAUUUGAUUUGGGUGUUUGAGAUGUGGAGUGCUUUAACAUACUUUUAUAAGCUUGACCUGUAUAAUAUAUAUAUAUACUAACUCAUAUCAUCCCGUGAAUAUUGUAAAAGGUGACUAAGAGACUGAAACAUACGACAGGGAGCGGCAUCUUCCUGAUAACAACUACAAAUAAUUUUGUACGUGGUAGAGCCAUGCUGCAGCUAUACUAGUAGUAUAGUUGUAGCACGAAUGGGUCUUCUCGAUCGGGGAAGGACCACGCUCUCACGGAAUACCAGCGUAAAUUGACAGCUUGACACUGCCGUGUUUCGUAUGGUGAGUGUAGAGAACCGGAGACCCUUUUUACUGGAAAAGAGGCAUUCCAUCUAAGUCCUCACGGGUGAUACGCAUCUGAAUUUAAUAACCACUUACCAUCAGGUGGACUGUGUGCUCGUUUAUCACCCUUAUCCUAUAAAAAAAAUUUAAAAAGUUGGCCGUCACGGGACGCCUGGCAGAUGUGAAACAUGGUAGUUGAUGGUAAAAUUUAUAAUUAUUUUAAUUUUAAUAUGGAUCUAAAAACAAAAAUGAACAUUGAAUUUUUCACUUUGUGCGUGACGUCACUUCGUAAGAAGCGUAAGAGAGUGUCAUGCCUUUUGCCGUCACGACAUACGAGCCGGUUUUACUGUCAAGGCACGCCAAUAGAUGUUUCGUACCAAAAAUCCCCUAUUUGUCUAUUCAUAGGGUAUGACCUAUUUAAUUAAAAAAUAAUUACAGUCUCUUGACAAUCGGAGAAGAUAUUGUGUAACAUUUUGUUAUAACUGGCUUUACGGCCCUGGGUUCUAGCCCUUCUGUGACUGAAGUUACAAUGUAUAAUUAUCCUUCAUAGUACACUGCUUCACAAUAUGUUGAUGCGUCACAUUGUGCCUUGGGAGAUUUUGACGGCAACUAUAGCCAGCAGACAGCUGACAGUUGGCGAUGGUAUCUCAAGACGCCUAAGCAGACAGACACCUUAUCUUGAGAAUCACAUCACCAUCAGAGCACUUGUUACACUGUUUCCACUAAUAGUUCACAUGCACAGACAAUUAAUACACAAAAUCGCACCAUUUUUUCAUAUCAAAAUACACUUCAAACCAUUAUUUCAACAAUAGUACAAAAGCAGCAAUCCUCCGCCGUUCAAGUUCCGCCAAAACUCCUCUUGCGUAACAUAUGCAUACAAUGAAUACAGUCUAAAUAAGAACCUCGCCUUUUUUAAAGUAGACUAAAAAGACACGAUAAUGCUGUAAACUUGCAGUCCUGUACAUUUGUAUUUUAAGAAAAUUUUUAUUAUAUGACGCACCAGAUCCAGGUCUUCUCCCUUGGAGUCCGGCUGGGUAGGUACCCCACACUUCUGCUGUAGACUCAGUACUUGCUCUGCUGUGUUCCGAUAUGAAUGGCUUAGAGCCCGUAUAAUUACAGGCUUUGAGUCAUUCCAUCUUAGUCCUCAGACGCGCAUCUGUAGCCUACUUUGUACGAAGUUGAUUGAAGGAGUCCAUGGACUGCUGCACCCACUUGAUAUCAGAUGGACUUCUUUUGUCACUUCAGUUUUAUAAAAAGAAAUAUUUUACUAGCUGGCCAGGCAGACGUUCUGCCCUCUCCAACGACUCUUUGUGCUAUAAAAAAUCCUUGAAUUCGUAAUAAGUGAUAUUGAGUGUCACUUAUCGGGAUAAAAACUAUCCUAUCUCUCAAGUUGAAUCAAACUUCCCACUGUGCAAAAUUUCUUGAAAUCAGUUCAGUUGUUAAGAAGUUCAUCGCGGACAAACAAUGUUACACGUAAUGUUUAUAUAUAAAGUUAUAUCUGUCAACGUCUGAUCAACUAAAAAAAUAUACGUGCUUGAUUAUAUUUACCUACGUACAUACUUAAAUGGCGUUUUGUUACAUACAUUGUCUCAUAGUAAUAAGUAUUAAGUGUUAAUUAAGUUUGUUAAUAAACUAUUUGUUUU